AUGUCUGACGGCAUUUCCUACGACGGUGCUCCUACCCCAGCCCCCGAGGAAGACUCCGGUUGGGCUGUGGCUACUCCUAUCCAGGUUGGUACGAUUUUCAUCGGUAUGCUUGGGGUCGUGGGUAACAUGGCAUGUGUCAUCGUGCUCCGUCGACAAUCGGUGAGAAACAACACUAAUCUAUUGAUUGUCAAUCAAGCCAUCAUCGACUGUAUUACAUCAGGUUUACUGGUAGCUGCUACCAUCUCUGAUCUCGGCGGAAUCCGCACUGCGAAGAAAUCUGGCGUGGCCGCAAAGAUCUACUGCAACCUCUGGAAUUCGUUAGUCUUGGUGUUUGGUGGAUUUGCGAUAUCAACCUUCAAUCUUGUGGCCUUGUCUGUCGAACGCUACCUUGCCGUCAUUCACCCGAUAUGGUACCUGCAGAACUUUAAAAAGCGCGCCGUCCGGAUCCUAGUGGUUUGCACCUGGGUUUUUGGACCCAUAUUCCAAAUCCUUCUGGUUGCUCUGCAUUAUGAUACUACGGAAGAAGGUACCUGCCUCUACACUCCACGCUACACUGGCAUUCUCGUAAUGCUUUUCUUUUGGGACUAUUUCAUCCCAGCGUGCAUCAUGACAUUUUCCUUUGCUGCCAUAAUGCUUAAAUUCAAGAAGCUGAACAAAGUCGCCGAUGGGCGUGGCGCCGGCGAAUUCAAGAAGAAAACGAUUUUCCCGAUACCCUCGACUUCGGCCCAGCCAGCACCCUCCGAGCAAAGUCCGCCAUCGGAACAACCAACCGAAAACAGUGCUGUAGAAGCGAAUGGCAACGUUACCAAGGUAGACGACCUUCCUCCUGUCGAGGAAGCGGAAAAGCAACCGAGUAAUCACCUAGAAGUUCCGACAGUAGUCGACACUACAAAGUCUUCGACUCCUGGGGAAGAGAAGAAACCCGAUGCCAGCACCGCUACAAAAUCAUCCUCUGGACAGGGAAACACCGCUGGAGGUACUGCUCGUUCGGACAAGGACGCUGCAGGUGCGCUUCAAAGACGUAACACGACAAAAGUUCUCCUGGCCAUGUACAUCGUUUACCUGGUUUGUUGGUCUCCUAACCAGUGGACUUUCCUGCAGUACAACCUUGGCGGAUACGUUGAUUUCAGCUCUGCAUGGUAUCGCUUCUUGGUCAUCAUGGGGAACCUCAACACAUGCGUGAAUCCCUUUCUCUUUGCGCUCCGUCUGAAGGUGUACCGCAACGAGGCCAGGGCUAUGGUGAGAAACUUCCUGGCACGCUUCUCCCGUGACUGA
Messenger RNA from Lytechinus variegatus (green sea urchin), 1275 nucleotides. Its product is annotated as alpha-2A adrenergic receptor-like. The record is from RefSeq and is a predicted model, not a curated record. The transcript has a single exon. Gene Ontology annotation, biological process: G protein-coupled receptor signaling pathway. Lineage: Eukaryota; Metazoa; Echinodermata; Echinoidea; Temnopleuroida; Toxopneustidae. Gene Ontology annotation, molecular function: G protein-coupled receptor activity. Gene Ontology annotation, cellular component: membrane. Bases 1 to 1275 code for a protein of 424 amino acids.